Molecule: messenger RNA, 1227 nt
Organism: Plasmodium cynomolgi strain B
Lineage: Eukaryota; Apicomplexa; Aconoidasida; Haemosporida; Plasmodiidae
Exons: 9
Coding region: 1-1227 (408 amino acids)
Cellular component (GO): U2 snRNP; U2-type spliceosomal complex
Molecular function (GO): RNA binding
Source: RefSeq, a predicted model, not a curated record
AUGGAAGAAGAAGAGGCGAAGGAAGCGCAGUCCAUACACUCCUCCCCGGGAGGCGAUAACAACGUUAAUCACGACCAUGCAGCGAAUGAUCAACGGGAAGACGAACCCGCGUGCGCACCAAAUGAGGGAGAACCGAAUAAGGAUUAUAACCCGCAAGAGGUGAAAACAAAUGAAGGGAACAACCCUCACGAAGGGAAUGACCCAAACGAACCCCAGAAUGACGAGUGGCUAGUUUACGUAAGUAACCAGUCAUAUGGACCCUACAAUUUAGAUCAAAUGAAGAAACUGUGGAGUGAAAAAAGAUUAAACAUCAUGUCGAUAAUAUUUAAAAAGGGAGAACAAAACUGGAAGUAUGUGUACAACGAUGAUAUAUUAAAAGGGUGCCUUCCUUUUAACACACCAAGUGGUGAUGGCACAAGGGAUGGGUUCCUGGGGGGCGCCACUGCGAAGGAGCAUUCUUCUGUGACAACAGAACCGAAAAUCAAAAUAUACUAUGACGAAAACAACCAAGUGAAAGGAGAUGCCUUGGUUACAUAUGUGUACACACAGAGUGUCGACAUUGCCAUUAAAUAUUUUGAUAAUUUUUACAUAAGACAGGAUUGCAUGAUUCGUGUAGAAAAGGCACAAUUCAACAAAAAAAAAGAAGCCUCCAAAGUUUCUAAGGAAGAAAUGCUAAUUAAAAAAAAAAAAAUCAAGGCGGCGAAAUAUGAGCAACUCAGGUUGCAGAAGUGGGGAGAUGGAUACACUGGAACGAAAAAAAAAAUCGUUAUUUUUAGGAACGUCUUUUCGUAUGAAGAUGCAGUGAAGCACGAUGAGGGAGACCCCUUCUACGAUUUUAUAAAAGAUCUGGUAGAAAUGGAAGUAAAGAAGUACGCGCCCGUGCACAAGGUGUAUCCCAUACCGAAACACCCCAACGGAAUUGUCUGCGUCAAAUUCAAAGGAGUGGAGGAAGCCGAAAUGAUAGUAUCGUGCUUCAAGGACAUGGAGCUGAAUGAUAAAAAGCUGGAAGUGUAUUUUUACGAUGGAAAACAGGACCUGAAGGCGCAGUGCUUGCCUGCACAGAGUGCCAACAAGGCGCGUGCAGAAGACGCACCAGAAAAUGAAGAGCCGGAUAAGCAUAUAGAGGAUAACCAACCGUCAUUUUUGCAAAACAACAAUUUGCAGUCGUUUCAUGAUUGGAUUGAUAAUCAGAGUGAAGAUGAGGAACACGAAAUUAUGGUCGAAUAA